This is a messenger RNA of Carlito syrichta (Philippine tarsier), 1616 nucleotides long. It is a transcript of the gene YRDC, whose product is annotated as yrdC N6-threonylcarbamoyltransferase domain containing. Gene Ontology annotation, molecular function: double-stranded RNA binding; nucleotidyltransferase activity; tRNA binding. The transcript is spliced from 6 exons. Gene Ontology annotation, cellular component: cytoplasm. The record is from RefSeq and is a predicted model, not a curated record. The coding region runs from base 1 to 705 and encodes 234 amino acids. Gene Ontology annotation, biological process: regulation of translational fidelity. Lineage: Eukaryota; Metazoa; Chordata; Mammalia; Primates; Tarsiidae.
AUGGUGUCCAGGAGCUGCCGCUGUCGCUGCUCCACCGCGUCCAGCAGCUGCUGGGCGCGCUCAUCCCGGGGCGGCUGCGGGGGUGGCCUCCCGCCGAGCCCCAGCCCCGCCUUCCCGCGGUCCACGCCGGCAGCCUCCCUGCCCGGGAGAGAGCGAGAGACGGACGCGGCCCUGCGCGCUGUGUACCGCCUCAAGGGCCGCAGCGAGGCCAAGCCACUGGCCGUCUGCCUGGGCCGCGUGGCCGACGUCUACAGGUACUGCCAUGUGCGAGUACCGGAGGAGCUCUUGAAAGACCUGUUGCCAGGACCAGUGACCCUGGUGAUGGAACGCUCAGAGGAGCUCAACAAGGACCUGAACCCCUUUACUCUCCUUGUAGGCAUCCGGAUUCCAGAGCAUGCCUUUAUGCAAGAUUUAACCCAGGUGUUUGGGGGACCUCUUGCUCUCACUAGUGCCAACCUCAGCUCCCAAGGCAGUUCUCUCAAUGUUGAGGAGUUCCAAGACCUCUGGCCUCACUUGUCCUUGGUCAUUGAUGGGGGACCAAUAGGGGAUGGCCAAAGCCCCGAGUGUCGCCUUGGCUCGACUGUGGUUGACUUAUCUGUGCCUGGAAAGUUUGGUAUCAUUCGUCCAGGCUGUGCCCUGGAAAGUACUACAGCCAUCCUCCAACAGAAAUACGGGCUGCUCCCAUCACGUGCAUCCUGCUCAUGAACUCAGGCAGGGAAGGCCCAAGGACUGGUGCUGGAUACUGUGUGUCUGUCUGCUGGUUAUUGGCAAGGCCUCAUUUGCAGAGGCCGUUGGAACUAGUCACUGGCCUGGCCCUUUAGGCAACAUGUCUUUCUGAACACUGUAGGCUAAGUCCCAGAAGCUGCUGGUUUGACCUCAGACUUGGGGGAAAGCUGGUAUUUAUUAUUUAUAAUUUCAUAUAUUGGCUGAAAGCUGAAUGGAGAGUCUGAGAACAUUCCUAGGAUGGCCUUAUUCUGAUAAGUUUCUUCUUCUUCUUUUUUUUUUUUAACUGAAAAGUAGUUUAAUAGCAGAUUUAGAAUCUGGUGGGUGAUGGCACAUGAGGUUCAAACCAGGUAUAAGUGCUGGUACUGUUUAAAAAGUCUCAGGUAACCAAAGGCAUGGGUUGGGCUCCUGAAGCUGGAACCAGAUUAGGAUAAAGACUGUUGGACCACAGGCCAAAGGCUGUUUCCCCUAAACCAGUGGGGCUAGUGGUGCAGUCUGUUGUAACUGCCUGGUGCAGAGAGUAGUCAUUUUGGUCUAACACAGACCAUCCUAUCAGUGAGCAGUGAGAAGUCUGCUCAGUUAGGGGAGGAUCCAAGUUAAAACGUAUGUCUUUUAGGGGUUUGCUAGAGAGGAAAAGGGGGAGAAAUAUUGGAAAAUUAACCUUUACUAUCCUUUUAUCCAGUGACUGUUUACCCUAUUUAUUCAUAAAAUGUUAUAAUCAUACCCAUAUACCUGUAAUACCUUCAUUUAAAUCCAUUGUUGCUCAGCAGCCUGUUGUCUUUAUUCACGUGUACCAAGGGGUACCAAGUGUUAAACAUAAUUGUUAUUGGGCAUUUGAACUCUUUUUCUUUAAUAUAAAGAAAUGCUGCUAUUAAAUGUAUUUGCAGAUGGUU